GUCCCGUGAUGCCGCGCGGCGGCGGGCGACCGCCGGAGCGGCAGCGGGGCCAUGGCGGCGCCGGCGGGUUCGCUGGUGGCGGCCGUGCUGGCCCACUCGGGCCGCCUCGACAAGGAGGACCUGGGCACCCGCAUCGGGCGGCUCUCCCGCCGCGUAGAGGAGCUGAAGGGAGAAGUCUGCAACAUGAUUAACAAGAAGUAUAACGAGUUCCUGCCCAGCAUGCAGAGCGCCGAGGACUUGGUGUCGAAGGUGGACGGGCUGUCCAGCAACAUCGACCUGCUGAAAGCGGGGAUUGAAAAUGAGGUUCAGCAAGAUCUAAAUGUCGCUGUUGCCGAGUUCACUGAAUUGAAGCAGCAACUGGAGCGAGACACGCUGGUUCUGAGUAUUCUGAAAAAGCUACAGGAGUUUGAUACAGCUAUUAAAGACUACAAUACUGCACUGCUGGAAAAGAAGUAUGUUACAGCAGCUCAACAACUGGAAAAGGCACGAAGCAGCCUGAAAAUGCUGGAAUCCCGCAAGGGCUUUGAGCUGAAGAUCCUGAAAGCACUAGGCACAGAGCUCACCGUGCAGACGCAGAACAUGCUCUAUCAUCUAGGAGAAGAAUGGCAGAAAUUAGCUGUAUGGAAGCUUCCUCCUUCCAAAGAAAGCAGCAGCCUGGAGUCAGCGAUGCAUUCAGAAUUGCACUUGCGCACAGUGCCAUCAAAGGAGGAGGAGAUUGCUGGCCCACCUGUUGCCUCUGUGCUGCAGGCAUUUGCUGUCCUAGGAGAACUGCAUACCAAGCUUAAGAUUUUUGGCCAGUUGUUGCUGAAAUACAUCCUCAAGCCGCUGAUUUCAUACCCAUCUCUUCAGCCAUUCACAGAGGAACAGUCAGAUGUGUUCAUCCUACGUUUUAAGUGUGAAGAGCCUAACUUAGAUCAUUCUUCUCCUAUGGAGGUUUUUCACAAGAUCCAGCUUGUUUUUGAAGUUCUCCACAAAUAUCUGCUGAAUGUGCCUCUUGUGCAGCCUGCAGAAGAUAAAAAGGAGUGCAGAGUUACACUCGCAGAACUGCUAGGCGAUAUGAUAUGGGAAGAGUUAUCAGACUGCCUCAUUCAGAACUGUCUGGUGAAUUCAAUCCCAACCAAUAGCAGCAAACUGGAGCAGUAUAUAGAGGUGAUUAAAUCCACAGAGGAGUUUGAAAAAGCCUUAAAGAACAUGCAUUUUUUGAAAGGAGACACGACUGAUUUACUGGAAUACGCUCGUAAUGUCAAUUCCCAUUUUGCUAACAAGAAAUGCCAGGAUGUGAUUGUGGCAGCCAGAAACCUGAUGACCUCAGAAAUACACAACACUGUAAAGAUCACACCUGAUUCCUGUGUAGCCCUACCAAGGCUUCCUGGUCCUGCAACAGGAGAUCACUUAAAAAUGGAAAAAGCUUCUAAACUUCUGCAUAACGACAUGCUGAAUUUGGAGAACGAGACUAAACUGAGCCAGUACACUUUUUCUCUGCCCACAUGCCGCAUCAGUUCUUCAGUGGAGAAACUGAUGGAGCUGGCGUAUCAGACACUGUUGGAGGCCACAGCCAGCACAGAUCAGUGCUGCAUACAGCUCUUCUACUCUGUGCGGAAUAUAUUCCAGCUGUUCUAUGAUGUAGUGCCAACAUACCACAAAGAGAACCUUCAGAAGUUACCGCAGCUGGCAGCCAUUCACCACAACAACUGCAUGUAUAUUGCUCACCACUUGCUCACCCUGGGACACCAGUUCCGAUACCGCCUGACUAACAUCCUGUGCGACGGAGCAGCUACUUUUGUAGAUCUGGUACCUGGUUUUAGGAGACUUGGGAUGGAGUGUUUUCUGGCCCAAAUGCGAGUGCAGAAAGGAGAAAUCCUGGAGAGGCUGUCAAGUGCCAGGAAUUUUUCUAAUAUGGAUGAUGAGGAAAAUUACUGCGCAGCAAACAAAGCAAUAAGGCAGGUAUUGCAUCAGUUGAAGAGACUAGGAAAAGUCUGGCAAGAUGUCCUUCCAGUGAACGUAUACUGCAAGGCUAUGGGGACUUUACUGAACACAGCGCUCUCAGAGAUCGUCACUAGGAUUGCUGCCCUAGAGGAUAUCUCUGCAGAAGACGCGGACAGGUUGUACUCCCUCUGUAGGACCAUGGUGGAGGAAGGACCCCAAGUUUUCAUCCCACUACCUGAAGACGACAAAAAUAAGAAAUACCAAGAGGAAGUUCCAGUCUACGUGCAGAAAUGGAUGACAUUCAAAGAGCUGAUGAUCAUCUUGCAAGCCAACCUCCAAGAAAUAGUAGAUCAGUGGGCAGAUGGGAAGGGGCCUCUUGCAGCUGAAUUCUCCGCAGCUGAAGUGAAGAGUCUGAUCCGAGCCUUGUUCCAGAACACAGAAAGGAGAGCAGCAGCACUGGCCAAGAUUAAAUAACUCUCUGUUCGCUCCUACAUGUCACGUCUUCUGAUAAAGCAAGAGCAAACUGAAUCUUUCAAAUAUUUUUUUGGAUUUGACCCUUAUUGUUUGUACUGGUAUAAAAAAAAAAGCUUAGCAUUAGGUAAGUGCUUCCUGGAGGCUUGACUGAGUGGGGAGAAACAGUUCCUAGCUCAAUAGUUGUAGGGUGAAUAGGAUGGCUCUAUGAGUCUGGGACCAAGAAAUCACAAGUGGAUAACACAUGAACACUAACUGCUUAUGCUCCAUCUGCCGGGCAGAUGCAGUUUGGGCUUGAAAAUUCAAUCUCCUGCCAUGCUCCCUAGAGGUCUGGCCAGAUCCAGGUUUUCUCUCAUGGGCUGGUGGGUGUACAGUCCUGGUAAAGACGACAUGCUUUUUAUGAUGUUUGCUAAUUUCUGUUCUCUAGGAUUUAAUCUUCCUGUUAAGCCCAGCAUAGAGAAAUAAAUCAAAUCAUGUAUCCGACACCUCUUUGUGAAAACAGGCACUCUUGUCAGAUGGGCCUUUCAGGCAAGGCACAGCAUAAUGUCAUCUCAAGCUUGCUCUCCUAAGGGUCUUACAGAGGGAUUUUUAUUUCUCAAUAGUGAAUCUUACCUAUGCAGUUUUACAUCAGCGGGCACUUAGCCCCUUUGUGUCUUACCUCUUCUGUUCCUGCAAAUCAUGUGUGAAACCCACAGACUUCAGUAGCUUUUGAUAUCCUUCUGAGAAUGCUGAAGUGCCAAACUUUGCUCUUUCCCACCUCAGGUUUCCCUGAAGAGCAGGCCUCAAGAGUGAAAAUUUGGGGGCGGGAAGAAGAAAGAUGAGACCCUGUUCUGAGCAAACUGUUUAUCAAGUCACAGGGUUUUGCACAAGUAACAAAAUUCCUCAUGGCUUUAUUUCUCAUGGAAAAUGUCUUAAAACGGACUUAGAAUUUUUCAAUCUCACUUGCCAGCUGUAGAAACCAGUUCAGCUCCUUCCUUUACUUUUUUGUUGCAUGUGAACUAGGUAGGUCUGGCAUCUGUUGUCUUUCUGGUAGUAAAUUUGCUGUCCUUUAAGAAUAAUCAUGAAAUUGUUUAGAUUGGCAAAGACCUUUAAGAUCACCAAGUCUAACCGUAAACCCAGCACAGCCAAGUCCAGCACUUAACCACAUCCCUCAGCACCACCUCUACAUGUCUGAAAUACCUCCAGGUAUGGCGACUCAACCCCUUCCCUGGGCAGCCUGUUCCAGUGCUUGACAAGGCUUUCAGUGAAGAAGCUUUUCACAAUAUCCAGUCUAAACUUCCCCCAGCACAACUUAAGGUCGUUUGAGAGAAAUGUAAAGGAAUAUAAAAAGGGAGUGAAGCGUGCACUUGUAGCAUUAUUUUUUAAGUUACAAAAGGCUGUGUUUGAGACUGAGAAAUGUACAUUUCUUUUAAUUGAAAAACUCACUAAGAGCAUUCAUUAAAACUGCCCAGAGGCCAAGAUGUGCCAGUUGCUGCACGCGUGGAACAAGGUAUUUCCUACCAUGUAGUGCUUGCAACCUGCUUACAAAAGUUUCAGUCACAGAGCUUAAUGUUUUAAUCUGUUAUCUACUGUUGUAUUGUUUUCAUUUGCAGUUUUGUCUGACUUCUGUUCACGUUUCUAAGCACGGGUGCAGAGCCUGAGUCGCAGCUGGCUUUCACGGUGCACCUAAGGCAUUGCAGAACUGAGUGGCUGGGCAGUUACACCGAGUCCAGCACAUGGGGAUGCAGCAAGGGAGAGAGAUAGUAAAGCAAAAUCUGACUGCCACUUAAACCUUGAGCUUUUCCUUUUCUUCCCCUCCAAGUAAUUUCUCCGAGUGGUCCCAUAACACUUGUGUCUCAUGGGAUCCUCUGCCCCUUUACACACAGCAAUCAGAAAACCCAUGUAUUUUGAAAAAAGCCUCCCAUAUGGACUGUUCACAGAAGUGUAAUUUGCUAUUUUCUUUAAUAAACUAUUUAUACUGAGCACA
Molecule: messenger RNA, 4363 nt
Organism: Chroicocephalus ridibundus (black-headed gull)
Lineage: Eukaryota; Metazoa; Chordata; Aves; Charadriiformes; Laridae
Gene: ZW10
Product: zw10 kinetochore protein
Exons: 16
Coding region: 52-2400 (782 amino acids)
Biological process (GO): mitotic spindle assembly checkpoint signaling; mitotic cell cycle; endoplasmic reticulum to Golgi vesicle-mediated transport
Cellular component (GO): chromosome, centromeric region; nucleus; RZZ complex
Source: RefSeq, a predicted model, not a curated record